GGCGUCGUACACACGAGCGUGAUUAGUGUGCGUGCGGGCUGCGCUGCGCCGCGCUCGCUUACUACUGAUGUAAACAUUUACUGUUGUCAUUUUGUUUCAGUGCGUUUCCAAGAUCGUAUGGGACUCUUAUUGAAUGCAUUAAAACUUGUGAACAGCUGUCACCCUACAAUCAUAUAAGAAUUACAGUGCUCAUGUAACCCGCACAAUUUUGACGAAGUGUUCAUCUUUGUUUACAUAACAGUGUUUUUGUUGUUCCUACACCAAAGGAUUUCAUAGGAACCAAGCUCAAACUAUGUAACUUUUUGUUUUAUUCAACAAAUUGAUGAGAACGUGAUUGAGAAAUUGUAUCUAAAUUGCUGCUGCACUGCAUAGGGUAGCAAAAUGCCCUCGCUCUUAGAAGCCCUCGAGCGCAAAUACGGCGCCAAAGGCGAAGUUAACCCGUGCAUAGACAACCUGCCUGUCGCCAUCUUCGUCCCGAAGCGGUCGCCUCGUUUGAGCGUCCCAACACUGCUGGUACUCAAUGACUGCGACAUCGACUGCGCGGGCGACGCCUGCGUGCUGGCUGACAAGUGCGCUGAUGUCGUUGAGCUGGAUAUAGCUAACAAUAAGCUUACGGAAUGGUCAGAGGUCUUCGCAAUAUUAGAGCAGACGCCGCGCGUGCGUUUCCUAAACCUGAGCUUCAACCGUCUCUCAGCACAAAUCCAAGCCGCGCAAGCUCUCAACCCUCGCUGGGACAGCCUCAGCAACCUCGUCCUGAACUCCACAUACGUCGGCUGGUCCAACGUGUACGCACUCCUCAAGGCUCUGCCAGCUCUCGAAGAACUGCACUUGAGCCUCAACGAGUACUCGUACGUGGAUCUAAGCGGCAAGGAAGUUGAUGAGAAGGACAGGUGCGAUGCCUGCUCGAGACUCAAAGCGCCAGACUCCAACGAACCAGUACACGAGAGCUUGAAGAAACUCCACUUUUCCGGAAACCCUAUUAAUAGCUGGCGGGAAAUAUCGAAAUUGGGAUACGCUUUCCCAAAUUUGGAAACGCUGUUGGUCAACGACUGUCCUGUCAAUACGUUGGAGCCGGAUCCUUGUGAGAAAUGCGGCGAUGACAAUGGAAAUAGAAAGAGUCACGAUGCCUUCCCACGCCUCCGGUUCUUGAACCUGAACAACACGGGCCUCGGGACGUGGGACGAAGUGGACAGGCUUGCGCAGUUUCCCUCGUUGAAGAGUUUACGAGUACAGGGUUGGCCGCUAUGGGAGCGCCUGGAAUCCACGGAGCACGAGCGGCGGCUGCUGCUGGUGGCUCGGCUGCCUCGUGUCCGCACCCUGAACGGAGGAGGAGCGGUGCCCGAAGAGGAGAGGGACUCCGCCGAGAGGGCCUUCAUUCGGUACUACAUGGAGAAGCCGGAGAGCGACCGCCCGGAUAGGUACUGGGAGCUGGUGAGCGUCCAUGGCAAGCUGGACCCGCUGGUGUCCGUGGACCUGAGACCCGAGAAGCGGGUGCAGAUCACCUUCACCUGCGGAGAGAACAGCGAAGUCCGCACCGUUGACGUUUAUAGAACUGUCGCUGACCUGAAGACUAGGCUGGAGCGAUUGGCCGGCUUCCCAGCGUCCAAAAUGAGACUCUUCUACGUCGAUCAAGAACUCAGAGAUUCUCAGUGCCAUCAGGGGCCGGAAGAGAUGAAGUACCCGACCAAGCAGCUGUACUCCUACAACAUCCGGUCGGGCGACGAGAUCAUCAUCGACUCGAAGCUGAAGCACUCGAUCUCCACCAACUCGACCGCGUGAGACGCCGUCGAGAACCCUUAGUUGGCAGCGUUGACGUUAAUAAGUGAAUACCAUAGACAAAAAUGUUAUAGUACCUAAGUCUGUUUCAUUUGGAUCUGUAGUUAGAUUUUUUGGCUCUUUUUGGAAUUGUAGGCUCUUGAGUAACAAUCAAACACCUUAAACAUUGCCAAAUAUUAAAAACAAAACCAGGACAUUCGUACGGCCAAUGAGGUACCACUUUUUGUGUCCAUGGAAUUAUAUCAUUGGCGGAACGGUUAGAAACACAUUUUUUUAAUUCUUUGCAGAUUCAUAUGGAAUAGGCUAUAAAACCUAGUACUAUGGUCCUGCUUGCAAUCCAGUAAAAAAAAGCAGCCAUCUGCUAAAGCGAGAAAGUGAUACGAGUAUAUACUCGUGUAUAUAUAUAUGCAGAUAAUAAUAUUAUUAUCAUCUCACUCUAGCAGAUAACCAUCUCCCGCUCUUUUAGGGCUACAA
Cydia splendana is the source of this 2250-nucleotide messenger RNA. It is a transcript of the gene mlt, whose product is annotated as tubulin-specific chaperone cofactor E-like protein. The record is from RefSeq and is a predicted model, not a curated record. The coding region runs from base 382 to 1779 and encodes 465 amino acids. The transcript has 8 exons. Gene Ontology annotation, cellular component: cytoplasm. NCBI's taxonomy places the organism in Eukaryota, Metazoa, Arthropoda, Insecta, Lepidoptera, Tortricidae. Gene Ontology annotation, molecular function: alpha-tubulin binding. Gene Ontology annotation, biological process: microtubule cytoskeleton organization; post-chaperonin tubulin folding pathway; tubulin complex assembly.